Trichoderma aggressivum f. europaeum is the source of this 1566-nucleotide messenger RNA. RefSeq lists its product as uncharacterized. Gene Ontology annotation, biological process: transmembrane transport. Gene Ontology annotation, cellular component: membrane. The transcript is spliced from 4 exons. Gene Ontology annotation, molecular function: transmembrane transporter activity. NCBI's taxonomy places the organism in Eukaryota, Fungi, Ascomycota, Sordariomycetes, Hypocreales, Hypocreaceae. The record is from RefSeq and is a predicted model, not a curated record. Bases 1 to 1566 code for a protein of 521 amino acids.
AUGGUAGUUGACGAUAAGGAGAUCUCUGAAGUCAAUGAUGCCACCAUUGGCCUCAACGAUGAUGCCGAUGAGAAGAAAGGAAAUGCGGCCGACCGCGCCGACAUGUACCGUAUGGGCAAAGUCCAAGAAAUGAGGAGAAAUUUUCGCUUCUUGUCCAUAUUUGGCUUUUCUAUGAUUCUAAUGGCAUCGUGGGAGUUCUCUUUAAGUGUGUCUACAAUCGGCCUUGUUAACGGCGGAACUGCCGGUUUCAUCUGGAUGUUCUUUGUUUGCUGGAUGGGUUUCCUCUUGGUGAACACGACAAUGGCUGAAAUGGCUUCAAUGGCUCCAACGACUGGAGGACAGUAUCACUGGGUAUCCGAAUUUGCGCCACCGCAAUAUCAGAAAUUCAUCAGCUACCUUAUGGGUUGGAUGUGUGUACUUGGCUGGCAGACAUCAUGUGCCUCCUCGGCAUUCAUCGCUGGCACGCAGAUUCAAGGCCUCAUUGUCUUAAACAACCCCGAUUAUAUCCCCAAACCAUGGCACGGUACUUUACUCACCGUGGCCGUUGCGGCUUUCUCGGUGCUCUUCAAUACUGUCCUCGCCAGAAAGCUACCACUGAUUGACGCAUUAAUCCUUGUGAUUCACAUCUUUGCCUUUUUUGGCAUCCUGGUCACUCUCUGGGUUCUUUCGCCCAGAGCAGACGCCAAAGCAGUCUUCACUGAGUUCAGUGACGGUGGAGGCUGGGGCAGCGUGGGAGGCUCAACCCUCGUGGGAAUUCUCGCAGGAAUUUUACCACUGCUAGGCGCAGAUGCUGCCGUCCACAUGUCCGAAGAGUUGCGCGACGCCGGCCGCGCUCUGCCGCGUUCCAUGAUUACGACGACAAUCUUCAACGGUGCUUUUGGAUGGAUCAUGGUAAUCACGUUUUCCUUCUGCAUAGGCGACUUAUAUGAGGUCAUCGAGUCGCCAACUGGUUAUCCCUUCAUGCAAGUCUUUUACAACUCGACAAAGUCAACGAGUAGCGCUACUGCGAUGUCGGUGUUUAUUGUUGCCAUGACUGUGUUCUCCAAUCUUACUAUGGUGGCCACGGCAUCGCGUCAGCUGUUUGCGUUUGCACGAGAUCAUGCUGUUCCCUUCAGCCCUUGGUUUUCCAAGAUUAAAACAGGAUGGGAUGUGCCGCUCAAUGCCAUUUUGACGACUUUCCUCAUCUCAAGCCUUCUUUCCCUCAUCAACAUCGGUUCGGCUGUCGCACUAAACUCCAUCACUUCCUUGGCAACAACGUCACUUCUAUCCAGCUACAUCGUCUCUACUGGCUGUAUAAUCUGGCGACGAUUGACGAAUAGCCCGCUUCUACCAUCCAAGUUCAGCUUGGGUCGAUGGGGUCUCACCAUAAAUAUUGCCUCUGAGGCUUUUCUUCUUCUUAUUUUCGUCUUAGCAUUUAUGCCUGGCAACCCGAAGCCGACAGCAGCUCAGAUGAACUGGAACAUUGUGAUUUACGGUGGUGUAACACUGUUUUCCUUGGUAUACUAUUUCCUUCGUGGAACUCAUCGAUAUAAGGGUCCGGUUGCUUAUGUCAGAGCACUUCAAUAG